UAAAAGCACAGAAACACACACAUCCCCUUUGAAACCCAGAUCCGAUGGUUGUGUGUUAUAAAGCAGCUCGGCGCACAGAGAGCUACCACACAGAGACACACAGUCCCCGCAGUGAUCUGAGCCCCGUGUGUGUGUGUGUGAGUGGGGAUCGACAUAUAGUCAAUGCAUCGAUCGUGUGACAGAUGGGCCAUUGUGUGGGAGCUACGACUCGACACUAAACAUGACCUCCAGCGUCACACGUAGAGAGCGGAGCGUGCGGGUGGGAGUUGUCUGCUGGAAACGCAUUGUUGUGUUGGGGGAUGAACCGUCCGUAGAGCCGCUGCUGCUGCUGCUGCUAUCCGGUCGACCGCGGCUAGCGAGUGGCUCCAGCCCCUGAAUGGUCCGCGAAGCAGCCCGCCGUGCAGUCCCUCUCAGCGGGAACCCACAGGCACCCCAAAGGCCCGGUUCUCUCUUCGCUAGCAGCGGUGAAGUCCCCCAGCUCCACCCGUUGGAUGAGAACACUGUGUGCGGGUACAGAGCCACUUAGCAGGCCCGCUCCCCUCUGCUUUGUACGGCUGCUGGCUAGCUCCCCUCCUCCUCGGCUAGCAAAACUGUUCGUGCACCCGAGCAACACGGAGCGUCAGGAUGAAGAAGAAAGCUCGGCAGCACCGGGUCGCGGUGCCGCAGAGGCCAUCGUCUCCCAUCAUGCCUUCCCCCAACAAGCAGAUCCUGACUUACGCCCAGGCGCAACGCAUAGUGGAGUUUGACAUUGAUGGCCGCCUCCAUCGCCUCAGCGUCUAUGACCGGCUGGACGUGAUCUCGGAUGAGGACCCCAUGGCGCAGGAAAUGAUGGAGUGCACCAGUAAUAAAGAGAAUGCUGAGAAACCACAGCAAGUCCUCCUGAGGUCAGUUAGAUUAAAAAACAACCAGGAGAAGAGAAACGCUGCACUGGGCAUCACUAGUCAUGGAGAAGGGGCUGGGCCACAGGCCAGCGCUAAUGUCGGCCCAAAGCUUCCAGAGCCGAAGUUCCGUGCAGUGGAAUAUAACCUCCCAGCUGUUCCUAAGCGUCCAGCCACGUUUUAUAAAUACAUAGAGAAAACCGAGGAAGAGUUAGAUGAGGAAACAGAGUAUGACAUGGAUGAGGAGGAUUACGCGUGGCUAGAGUUGGUGAAUGAAAAACGGCGAAGCGAAGGAGCCAGCCAGGUCUCCCACAAUGUCUUUGAGUUCCUUGUUGACCGCUUUGAGAAAGAGCUGCACCUGGAGAGCCUGGAUCAAGGCUGUGAAAAGCAAGCCGCCAUCGACGAGGACGCAGUCUGCUGCAUCUGCAUGGACGGCGAGUGUCACAACAGCAACGCUAUCUUAUUUUGUGAUAUGUGCAACGUCGCUGUGCACCAGGAAUGUUACGGCGUGCCCUACAUUCCCGAGGGCCAGUGGCUGUGCAGACACUGCCUCCAGUCACCCACUCGGGCGGCAGACUGCAUCCUUUGCCCCAACCAGGGUGGAGCGGUGAAAAAGACGGACGACGACCGCUGGGGCCACGUGGUGUGCGCCCUCUGGGUCCCGGAGGUCGGCUUCUCCAACACCACCUUCAUCGAGCCCAUCGACGGUGUCAGCCACAUUCCUCCGGCCCGCUGGAAGCUCACCUGCUACCUCUGCAAGGAGAGAGGGGUCGGGGCGUGCAUCCAGUGCCACAAAGCCAACUGUUACACUGCCUUCCAUGUCAGCUGUGCCCAAAAGGCAGGCCUCUUCAUGAAGAUGGAACCCAUCAAAGAGGUGACAGACACAGGGGAGCCUACGUUCUCUGUGAAGAAAACAGCCUACUGCGGAGCUCACACACCUAGUGGGUGUGUGAGGAGGCCGCUUACAAUCUAUGAUGAUGCCAAACCCAAAAAUGGACUAUGUAGGAAAAUGGACAAAGGGAGAGCCUCUGGUAAAGGUCAUUCAAAAGGAAAGAAAAAGAGUAAGAGUAAAAAGCCUGAGCCUGAAGUUGAAAGUGAAGCUGCAACGCCUGCUACUGUGCCUACUUUUCCUGCUCACAGGUUACAAACAAUUCUCAACCAGGUGUCAGUCCAGAAGAAGAAAGCUUUUGUGGAGCUGGUCCUAAAUUACUGGACACUGAAGAGGCAAUCUAGGAACGGGCUUCCUCUCCUGAGACGCCUUCAGACAAGCCUGCAGUCCAAGAAGAAUGCACAACCGGUUUGUUCAUCUAAGCAGAAUGAGGAGGAGAGCAGAACAUUAAAAGACCAGUUAAAGGAAUGGCACCGACUCAGACACGACCUGGAGAGGGCCCGGCUGCUGCUGGAGUUAAUCCGCAAGCGGGAGAAGCUCAAGAGGGAAGAGAUGAAGCUGCAGGAGACUCUCCUGGAGAUGCAGCUCACUCCCUUCAGUAUUUUGCUCAGAGCUCUGUUGGACCAGCUUCAAGCUAAAGACCAGGCCAAGAUCUUCAUCCAGCCAGUUGAUCUUUCUGAGGUGCCCGACUACCUCGACCACAUCAAGCACCCAAUGGACUUCUCCACCAUGCGGCAGCGCAUUGACGCCCAGGCCUACAACAACUUUCAGCAGUUUGAAAGCGACUUCAAUCUCAUAGUGGAAAAUUGCAUGAAGUAUAACUCAAAGGACACCUAUUUCCAUCGGGCCGCUGUUCGUCUCAGAGAUCUGGGCGGGGCCCUGCUCAGAAAGGCGCGUCGUGAUGUGGAGAAAAUCGGCUUUGACACGGAGAGCGGCAUGCAUCUAGCAGAGGCUCCGGAAAUUAAAACAUCAACAUCCUUUUCCUGGGAGGACGUGGACCGCCUACUUGUACCAGCCAAUCGGGAGCAUCUGCCUCUGGACAAGCAGCUGCAGCAGCUACUGGAGAAGUUUGACCUGACCUGUGGCAUGAAGUCCAGCCCCUCCCGCAGCAAGCGAGUCAAGCUCCUCAAGAAGACCAUCAACGACGUGCGCAACGAAAUGAGCCUAAAAAGAGUCGUACCCUCCCACCGCCACCACUGCUCCUCCUCAACGACUCCCUCCACAUCAUCCUCAUCGGCUCCCUCCCACCCAGAGAGGGGGAGACCUAAAGAGGAGAGACCAAAGUCCAAUAGACAUUUUCCAGACGAUGACCGUGACAAGUGUCUUCCUCCCAAACUGGAGCCUUCAGACUCCAUACCCCCCCAUAUCCACUCAGACACAGACCCCGAGCCCCCCACCCUCAGACCAAUCGACGACGGCCCAGAUUGCGAUGACAAGGCUCUCUCCAAGCGAGUCAAGUUUGACGCACAGAUCCCGGACCUACUCUCCUCCACGCCACGCCUCAACGGCCACUCGCGCGAUGGCCUCCAAAACUCUUUGCUGGACGGAGACGUGAGCGUGGUGGCCACGUCGACUCUCGCCGAGCCCACAAGGACAGUGAGCCGCCGGACAGCCGUGCUCUUCCGCAAGUCGAAGGCCGCCAGUUCCCACAAGCCCCAGCGGAGCAGAGACGAGGGGGGUGGCCGCGUCAACAGAAAAGAUGUCCAGAGGGGGGAGGAGGAAGACGAAGAUGGCGCGCAGCUGGGUUCCCAAUCCUUCCUGUCAGUGGUCAUACCCAGGCUGGAGACGCUGCUGCACGGCAAGAAGAGGAAGAGAAGCGGCAGCGGAGACAGCGAGGAAGAGGAGGAGGAGGGGGGAGAAGAGGGGGAGCAUGAAGAGGACGGGGAGUCUCCCAUGAAACGGCUCGACACUGGUCUGUCGAGUGGUUUCCUGGAGGUGGAAGAGGAGAAGGAGCUGGACGAACCCAGUCGAACCAGCAGACCUGUGGAGCCACGAAGACGCUGUGCCUCCGAGUCCUCCCUCUCCUCGUGUAGCAGCUUGCCAGGAAGCACCAGCACCAUUCUCAGUCUUCCAAAAUGUGGGAAGGGAAAACCUGCCUUGGUCCGGAGAAACACUGUGGACGAUAAGAGCGAAUUAAUCGCCUGCAUCGAAACCGGGAACUUUGCAAAGGCAGCACGAAUCGCUGCUGAGGUUGGCAACAGCAAUAUCUGGAUGCCCGCUAGUGCUGCAACCGUUACAUUGGAACCCUUAAAGCUAGUUUGGGCCAAGUGUAGUGGAUACCCUUCCUACCCAGCCUUGAUCAUCGACCCCCACAUGCCGCGAGUGGGCUGCCAGCACAACGGGGUGUCCAUCCCCAUGCCCCCCAUGGACGUGCUCCGCGUCGGCGAGCAGAUGCAGUACAAAGCCGAAGAGAAACUCUACCUCGUCCUCUUCUUCGACAACAAGCGCAGCUGGCAGUGGCUUCCCAGAUCCAAGAUGGUUCCUCUGGGGAUGGACAAGACCAUCGACAAGAUCAAAAUGAUGGAGGGACGCACGUCCAGCAUCCGCAAGGCGGUCCAGAUCGCCUACAGCCGCGCCAUGAACCACCUGAGCAUCGUGCAGGACGAGCCAGUCAGCGACCUCAGCGACGUGGACUGAUGACGCUAGCUUGGCCUGCCUCACACACACACACACACACACACACACAUGCAAACUUGUACCUCUCCUCUACCAAAUACCCUCCCCUCCACCCCACUCUCUCUCUCUCUCUCUCUCUCUCUCUCUGUCUCUGCAGGAGACUCAAAUGUUUACUGGGCACCUGCUUUAACAGGUGGGGUCUGCUCCUCCAUUCCUACUCGUACACACUCCCCCUACCAUGUGCCGAUGGGAUACGGCUGCUGCUGAAAUGAAUGUGUCUGUCUGUCCUCUCCACCUCCAGGCUUGUAACUGCGCUCAGAGACUGCUCCCCCCCCCCCCCCUUUUUUUCUUAUUUUGUCACUCCCACCGUCACUCCACCAAUCAUGUCACUGUCAUUUUCAUUUAUCGCUUCGGGGCAUAAAAACACCGUAGUGAUUGAUUCCGUACAUUUCUGAUGUGUCCAGGGUAUCAUGACUUGCUAGUGAGACAAACCGUUAACCACCGGUUGUGGUAUUUUUGGCUCCUGCUGAUUCAUUUCUCAACUUGGGCUACAUCCACACUCCUACGCUGUUGUUUGAAAACGCCUUCUCUGCCACGGAUAGGCCUGGGGUCGCUGUUGAAACCCAUUACUGUUUCCUGACAGGUGGAAACACAGAUGUUUGGAAACGAUGGUGUAAACACUCAGCCGGUCACUGAUUGCGUCUUUUCAAUCAGGAUUUAGCCUUCGCUGAUUCGUCGGGCUCCUUUCACGUGACCCCCCCCCUUCCUGCAUAAAACAAUCCGCCUCAGCAUCGGCUACCAGUCCGGAACGCAAGAUGGAUAAUCACUGACAAGCAUUGCUGACCCUGUAGUCUUUGCCAACAGCUGUUUUAUAUGGAAGGUAUACACCCGCUUACAUGUGGAGGAGACAAACGCUUCACAGACGGGAAUUAAAACUGAUACGGAGCCAACACGCACGUGGACAGAGAUCGUUUGAGUUCGGAAACGCUGCUUUCAAAGGAAAGCGUGGCAGAGUGGUUGUAGCCUCGGUCCGUUAUUUCAUUGUUUUCGUUACGAGUUUCAUUAAAAAAACGAAGCAUCUAGUAGCUGAUAAAGCAGCUAAAGUGGAUUCAAAUCAAAUCAUGGUCAUUUCCUGCCUUCACGAAGGCUCUGCAGUUGUGUUAAAUCAUCUGUGUCCAAAGCUUCUGUUUAUGUUUAACAUUUACGUACUGACGUCAUCUCCAUUUACAGAAUCUCUUCCUUUUGUAUUUAAACUGUAAAUAACAUGUACAGUUGCCUGAUACUAACUUAUUUUGUAGUUUUGACAGAAAUGGGUACUGCACAGGAGUUUUUCUUAGUAUUUAUACUUGAUUCAUUCUCGGUGACGAGGGCUGUUUUUGCCAACGCUGUGCGAUCCAGACGAAUAAGAAGCCUUGGUAUUAGGGAGAUUAGGGCUAAAAUGUCAUGCUCCUGAAACGUAUGAAAGAAAUCCCUUCAUUUUUUUAACUUAUUGAAGUUUAUAAGCAUAAGCUUCCAUUUGGCAUUAAUCCUCUUUUUGUAUAAAAAAAAUAGUUUUAGUACAUUUUUGUUCAUAUAUAUAUAUUUAUAUCAUUUUUGAAUACAUGGUAAAAAACAGUAUGUGAAGCUCAUACAGGCAGUCUGAUGUGGACACAGAACGUAUAAUGUUCUCAAGAAACCAAAAAUGUUGCUACCCAGAUGUUUUUGUUUUGCCAAUUCUUUUUCCUGUGUGACGUGUGAAGUUGUUGCCAAAAAAAAGUGUAUUUUUUACGUGCUGAUACAUUUGACUGUUACUUGGUUUUUGCUGUAUACGUAGGGGAGAUGCUGCCUGCGUUAACUUAUUGUAAAGUACUUGCAUUACUUUAUAUUCCGAGGAGAGACGUGAAGACUUGAUUGUGGUAAAGUGGCACAUUUUAUGGUGGCUACUUGCCUUCUUUUUAAGUAACCCCCUGUUUUUUCUAACCUUUUUUUUGUAGUUGUAGACUGAAAGACUUUUUUCAUUUUAUACUAUUGCCUAUUUCUUUAUCUGGGUAGCAUUUGGGUAGUUUUGGUAUAUUUCAUUUUGUACUCAAACUAGUCGUUUUUUUCAGGUCAUACUGAAAUAUCGCUGGGACUGUUUUUUUUGUAGCAAAGCAAAAAAUAAACAUUCAAAUAAGAACAUGUA
This is a messenger RNA of Pleuronectes platessa (European plaice), 6544 nucleotides long. RefSeq names its product bromodomain containing 1a (gene brd1a). Lineage: Eukaryota; Metazoa; Chordata; Actinopteri; Pleuronectiformes; Pleuronectidae. The transcript is spliced from 13 exons. Bases 625 to 4404 code for a protein of 1259 amino acids. Gene Ontology annotation, biological process: regulation of transcription by RNA polymerase II. The record is from RefSeq and is a predicted model, not a curated record. Gene Ontology annotation, molecular function: protein binding. Gene Ontology annotation, cellular component: MOZ/MORF histone acetyltransferase complex.